Messenger RNA from Girardinichthys multiradiatus, 2127 nucleotides. RefSeq lists its product as uncharacterized. NCBI's taxonomy places the organism in Eukaryota, Metazoa, Chordata, Actinopteri, Cyprinodontiformes, Goodeidae. The record is from RefSeq and is a predicted model, not a curated record. The transcript is spliced from 5 exons. Bases 1742 to 2074 code for a protein of 110 amino acids.
GAGGAACAAACAAGCAUAAAAGGAGUUGUUCGACAUCAGUUUCCAAUCAAGUUGGCGUUUGGAUGUACAGCACACAAAGUACAAGGGAUGACCAUGAAGUCUGCAGUUGUUUCUUUGAAGAGAGUUUUUGAACACGGAAUGGCAUACGUCGCCCUCAGUCGCACAACUUCUCUGGAAGGACUUAAAAUCAUUGAUUUGGAUGAGAAUAAGAUCUACGCCGAUGAAAAUAUCAGAGCAGCUAUGGAUUCGAUGAGAACAGCAUCGUUCUCAAACGCCAGACCGCUCUUGAAUUUUCAAUCACGUCAUCAAAGUGCAACUUUAACAAUUAUUCAUCACAACGUCGAAGGUCUCAUCUCUCAUUCUGAGGACAUGAAACACCAUCAUGAACUCAGAUUGGCAGAUAUUUUAUGCCUUACCGAGACUCAUUUAUUUGGAUCUUCUGCUCCAGCUUGUUGCCAAAUGGAGGGUUAUUGUUUCUUUUCACGCAACAGACAUGUUUCUUAUUCCAACCGAGUGGACAUGUCUACCAAAGAGGGGGGAGGAGUCGCCACUUACUGCAGGAGUCUUCUACAACCCCAGGAGCGGAGAUACUUUCACAAUGUUACCGAUCUUGAAUACAACGUUGUGAAAGUGGAUGCGCCGAUCACAGCCCUCAUUGCCACGGUUUACAGGCCACCAAGUUAUGAUCUAGCUACGUUUUUGACAAACAUGGAAAAUCUUUUGGAUGGCCUGAAUUCAAUGGAUAUUCAGCCAGUUGUGGUAUUGGGAGACUUCAACGAGGACCUCCUCUCUCCGGGGAAAAAAGCAAUCAAGGAGUUGUUUGGAAGCAAAGGAUUAACUCAACUCAUCUCGGAUCCAACAACGGAAAGGCAGACUCUCAUUGACCACAUUUACAUUUCUCAGCCAGAAUAUUGUGUUCAGUCAGGUGUGUUGCAGACUUAUUACAGUUACCACAACCCUGUAUAUUGCAUUUUGGCUUCAUUUUCAGCUGCAUCUUCACCAUGACUUGAGAGGAGGGCUGGGAAACAAAUUACACUAGGACAAUAGUCCUGUCAUUUUUAAUGGUACUCCAUCUUAGGUAAAAACACCAAAGUGAGAACAAAUAAUCAGAAUCAAAUGUCCUCAAUGAUUCGCUUGGAUACUGGAAAUCCAGUUGAUGUAUUUAAAGGGUAAUAAGAAUAACGGUGUCGGCUGACGGCCUGUACAGGUCCAGUAACGGCUGUAAGCUUAUUGCUCAUGAAUACUUCAACUUGAGAUGACCACAGUACUCCAUUUGAGGCACCGAGUGGUCACCUAGGAUACCCCUGGGAUAUUGUAAGAAAGUGAAUGUAUUUAACAGGUAAUAAGAAUAGCGGUGUCGGCUGACGGCCUGUACAGGUCCAGUAACGGCUGUGAAGCUUAUUACUCUUGAAUACAGCUACUUCAGACGACCACUGAACUAAUUUGGAGACCAGUGCAUUUUUGAAACAUUUUAUUUAACUCCCCUAGAGAACCUGCUAGAGCUCUCUAGUAUUCUUUUUAUUUUCCUUUUUUGGUUUUCUUUCUGAUCAUGAGCCAAUGCUCCAGUCUGAUGGAGCAGUUUUUUCCACACUAUGGACAUUCUCCACUCCGCUCUGUUUGCUUGGCCAUUAUGUUAAUUUGCUUUGAGUGGAAAUAACCGUUUUUUGCCCAGUUUUAGUAAGUUUUUGCAGGCUUGAGAGCAUGCAACGCACGGCAUGACUCAUGAGGGUUCCAAGAAGAGAUGGAGGAAGCUGGACCUGGUCGAUUUGCAGAGCGGCCCAUCAUACGUCACCAAGCGCAGGACACCCCAACCCACCUGGCAGCCUUGAUCUUCCAAGCAGUCUACGGAGAAAAAGGUCAAGGUUUCUGGACUCCGUGCCCCAUGACCAGGUAUGUCCACGACAUGUUCAGGGCCGUGGGACGGGUCAUCGCCAUCAACAACUUGACCAACAGCUGGAGCGUCAACGAGGCGGGAGCAAACAUCAAGCAUUUGCGGCACACAGUCUGCAACCUCUGGACUUAUGUGGCUAUUUUCAACUUUCCUCCACUUCUCACCAUGAAGGCUCUGAUGUGAAGCAGCAGAUCACAUCCCAACAGGAAACUAAAGUGUCUCAAGUCAAAGAGCUU